AUGACGCGCUCGCGGCGAUGACGCGCUCACCGCGCGCGGCCGCCGGGCUCCCGCUGUAGCUCGCGCCGCGCCUCAGGGACCGCCAUGAAGGCGACGCCGCUCUCCAACUGCGAGCGGCGCUUCAUCCUGCGCGCCGUCGAGGAGAGGAAGCGGCUGGACGGGCGGCAGUGCUAUGACUACCGGAACGUGCGGAUCUCCUUCGGAGCCGACUACGGCUGCUGCAUCGUGGAGCUGGGGAAGACCAGGGUUCUUGCACAAGUCUCCUGUGAACUUGUACCCCCCAAGCCAAAUCGUCCCACCGAAGGUAUACUUUUCUUUAAUCUUGAGCUCUCACCGAUGGCUGCACCUGGUUUUGAGCCUGGCAGGCAAACAGAUUUAUUGGUGAAACUGAACAGACUGAUAGAACGAUGCCUGAGAAAUUCCAAGUGUAUAGAUACUGAAUCUCUCUGCGUUGUUGCUGGUGAAAAGGUUUGGCAAAUUCGUCUGGACCUGCACCUCUUAAAUCAUGAUGGGAACAUUAUUGAUGCUGCCAGCAUAGCAGGAAUUGUAGCUCUGUGUCAUUUUCGCAGACCAGAUGUGUCUGUGCAAGGAGAGGAAGUAACUGUGUACACUCCUGAGGAACGCGAUCCCGUCCCCUUGAGUAUCCACCACAUGCCUAUUUGUGUCAGUUUUGCCUUCUUCCAGCAAGGAACCUAUUUAUUGGUGGAUCCAAGUGAACGCGAGGAACGUGUAAUGGAUGGUGUCCUCGUAAUUGCCAUGAAUAAACAUCGUGAAAUUUGUACCAUGCAGUCCAGUGGAGGGAUUAUGCUAAUAAAGGAUCAGGUUCUGAGAUGCAGUAAAAUAACAGCUGUUAAGGUUGCAGAAAUAACAGAACUAAUUCAAAAAGCCUUGGAGAACGACCAGAAAGUUAGGAAAGAAGGUGGGAAGUUCGGCUUUGCAGAAUCUAUACCGAAUCAAAAGAUCACUGCCUUCAAAAUGGAAAGCACUGCUGUUGAUACUAACAACGUGGAAGAACAAGCAGAAGAAAUCAUCACGAAAGCCGACCCUCCUUCGGAAGUUUUUGCCAAACCGAUAUUGCACACUCCUGGGACAGCCCAAAUUGGGGAAGGAAUAGAGAACUCCUGGGGAGACCUUGAAGAAUCUGACAGGGAAGAAGCGGCGGAAGAGGAAGAUGAAAUUGAAGCAACUGCUUUAGAAUGUCAGAAAAUGGAAACUGAGGAUACAAGUACAAUGAAGGAAACUAAGAAGGAUGAACCUAUUGUACUGUCCGACAGCGAGGAGGAAGAAGUUGUCAUUCUGGAACCACAGGAACUACCAAAGAAAACAAGAGCACAGACCAACUCGAAGCAAGAAAACACAAGUAAAAAAGCAUUUAACAAAAGGAGAAAAAAGAAGAGAGCUGCUCAUUAAAGCCGUCAUCCCUCCUUCAGAAAUGCUGUACAAUUCAUAAUUUGUUCUAUCAUUACUGAACUUAUUUUGUAGAUAAUUUUAUUUCCUCUGGUCCUGAUUUUAUGUAUAUUUUAUAAAACUAUUGUACACAGCUUUAAAUAAAAAAAAAUUGCAUGUAAGUGAAAUUCUGUGGUUU
This is a messenger RNA of Chroicocephalus ridibundus (black-headed gull), 1585 nucleotides long. RefSeq names its product exosome component 9 (gene EXOSC9). The coding region runs from base 85 to 1410 and encodes 441 amino acids. Gene Ontology annotation, molecular function: mRNA 3'-UTR AU-rich region binding. The record is from RefSeq and is a predicted model, not a curated record. The transcript is spliced from 12 exons. Gene Ontology annotation, cellular component: cytoplasmic exosome (RNase complex); nuclear exosome (RNase complex). Gene Ontology annotation, biological process: nuclear polyadenylation-dependent rRNA catabolic process; exonucleolytic trimming to generate mature 3'-end of 5.8S rRNA from tricistronic rRNA transcript (SSU-rRNA, 5.8S rRNA, LSU-rRNA); nuclear polyadenylation-dependent mRNA catabolic process. Lineage: Eukaryota; Metazoa; Chordata; Aves; Charadriiformes; Laridae.